Molecule: messenger RNA, 5162 nt
Organism: Xiphias gladius (swordfish)
Lineage: Eukaryota; Metazoa; Chordata; Actinopteri; Istiophoriformes; Xiphiidae
Gene: uhmk1
Product: U2AF homology motif (UHM) kinase 1
Exons: 9
Coding region: 32-1357 (441 amino acids)
Biological process (GO): regulation of protein export from nucleus; positive regulation of translational initiation; peptidyl-serine phosphorylation
Cellular component (GO): nucleus; neuronal ribonucleoprotein granule
Molecular function (GO): ATP binding; ribonucleoprotein complex binding; RNA binding
Source: RefSeq, a predicted model, not a curated record
CCGUCUCCUGUCUCCCGUCUACCGUUGCCCAAUGGCUCACUGCGGCUCCUCCGAGCCAAGCGCAAAGGCACAGGCACUGCGUCCGGAAAGCAUCAUGUCGUCGCACGGUAACGUAGACCAGAGCAUGAAGCCGGUGCUGUUCGAGAUAUUCGGCGAAAUAUGGACCGUCCAGUCGCGGCUCGGCCAGGGAGUCUCGGCCUCGGUGUACCGGGUCAGCUCAGGCAGGGCCACCACCGCCGCUGUCAAGGAGUUUCAGGCCGACACUCAGGGAGGAGAUUACGGGUAUCACAAGGAGAGGUCCGUGCUGGAGGACAUCCAGGGACAUAAAAACAUCGUGACACUGUACGGGGUGUUCACCAACCACAGCUGUAUGGGUGUUUCCACCCACUGUCUUCUGCUGGAGCUGUUGGAUGUCAGUGUGUCUGAGCUGUUGGUGAGAGGCAGCGGUGGUACCCAGGUUGGUAGACCCCAGCAGGGCCACUCCAUGUGGCUUGUUCAGCACUGUGCCAGAGAUAUCCUGGAAGCUCUCGCCUUCCUUCACAAGGAAGGCUAUGUCCAUGCCGACCUCAAGCCACGCAACAUCCUCUGGAGCGCUGAUGAUGAGUGCUUCAAGCUCAUCGACUUCGGCCUCAGUUUCAAAGAGGGAAACCAGGAUGUCAAGUACAUCCAGACAGAUGGGUAUCGAGCUCCGGAAGCUGAGCUUCAGAACAGCCUCGCUCAGGCCGGGGUGGAGGUGGAGGGAGACUUGGGCUGCACGGCCGCUGUGGACCUGUGGAGCCUGGGCAUUAUCCUGUUAGAGAUGUUCUCAGGAAUCAAACUCAAAGACACCGUCCGCUCGCAGGAGUGGAAGGAUAACAGUUCUGCCAUUGUUGACCAUAUCUUUGCCAGCAACAGUCUGGUGUGCCCUGCCAUCCCCGUCUAUCACCUCAGAGACCUUAUCAAAAGCAUGCUUCUCAAUGACCCAAAGCAAAGAUGCACAGCUGAAACUGCCCUGCUGAGCCCAUUCUUCAGUAUUCCCUUCGCUCCUCACAUCGAGGACCUGGUUCUGCUGCCCUCUCCUGUCCUGCGUCUGCUCAACCUGAUUGACGACAGUCAUCUGCACAAUGAAGAAGAGUAUGAAGAUAUCCUGGAGGACAUGAAAGAGGAGUGCCAGAAGUAUGGCUCAGUGGUUUCUCUGCUCAUCCCCAAGGAGAACCCAGGGAAAGGACAGGUAUUUGUAGAGUAUGCCAACUCCAGUGACUCCAAAGAGGCUCAGAGGUUGCUGACAGGCCGCACCUUCGAUGGGAAAUUUGUCGUGGCAACUUUCUACCCUCUCAGCGCUUAUAAAAGAGGUUACUUGUAUCAAACUGUGCAGUGAAGUCUUGAAGCUCAAUUUACACCUCUGCAUUAAUCGCAUGAAAUAACUAAACUGCAUAGGGCACCAUGAAGGAGAAGUCAUUCUCCCUAUAGAAAUAACUAGACCACACAGAGUUAUGAGUGGCCGCAAUGCUGUUCAAACUGAUUCAGUUAUUUAAUGAGUAUAGUUUAAAGCUUUGCAUGUUAGCCAUGUGGUUUUCUACCGUAAAUCUGUGUUUCAUGCAGAGUGUAAAUUGAACUCAGUUGUCAGGAGCGUACAGCGACACUUAAUUUCUGCUGCCUCCAGCCUGUGUUCUACUCUUAUCAGUACGCAUCCAUCUAGUGCUUCAAGGUGAACUGUAUCCCUUUCAGUUACUGACUCUGGGCCAGAGGCCUGUGGUCUGGGGAAAGCAGUUCCUGUUCUAGCUUCCAUUUCACUCUUAUUCAUUCACACUUCAUUCAUAGAAAUGACCAGAGAGGAUGUGUGAUUGUGACAAGAACAGUCUGUGAUCAGGGUUGCCAGAGUGAAAUCCUUUAUCAAAUGACAGUGUAAGAUUUGAGUUUCUGUGUUCUACAAUUUAUCUAGAUAAAAUUUAGUCAAAUACUUCAUCGCAUCAGUUGAGUCAGGGAUGUGAUUAGAAACAUGUAGCAGGUUUAGGCUGAUCUUCCAGUACUAAUGAACGGGAGUUUAUGUCUCAAAGCUAAAAAUCCUGAUGGGGGGAAAAAAAAACCCUGUCAACUAAAGGUGUCCUGUGGUGUUAAAUUAAUAUUAAUAAUGUUAUCGUUGCUUAUUUGUAUUUGUUAUGUUGAACAUUGAGAGGAAAUGGCUUGGUACAAGGGGCUAUACAGGUAGCCUUUGUUGGCUCCGCAGGCAGUUUUCAGGUAGAAAUAGUUUGGAGUGACCCCCUCCACCAGCAGGUAGUUUUCACUCAUUCUCUGCCAUUAUCUGAGCAAGCCAAGGGCUCCAUGUGCCUGGUCCUCUAGCCUUAUGCUUUGUAGCUUUUUAGUUACAAAAGUCUCCAUACUCAGAGAAUAUUUUUAGCAUCAGUUCACUAUGCUCCCCGUUAAGAGGAAAUACACUGAGUUUUGUGUUUUUGACUGCAACACUGAAAGGGCAUAUGAACAAGUUUUUGAGAACGUGCUAAAAAUAAUCAGAGAUUCAUCUGGUUUAUAUAAUGUUAAUCCAAAUCCUUUCCCAGUUGGAAAAUGAGUCUUUGAACAAAAACAGCAGUAGUUCCAUCUUUGGUAUAAAUGUCUUCUAACUAAAGGCCAAGUACACUUUCAUUUAUCUCAUAGAAUACUGUAAUUUCAAUACCAGUCUGGAGCCGAAGCCAAAUAGAAAAUGCACAUAUACAGUCAACUGUUGCACUGUCAUGUAAGGGGUAGUUAAAUGCCACUGUGUGUAGAUUUUUUUUUUUUGGUAGCAUCUUUCAAAUUACUCUAAUGACAUUAGUACUAUUUGUUCAUUGGUGCGGUCUGUGUGUUUCUGUUGCCAGAAUUUCCAGAUACUACACAUAGUGGCUUCAAGGAUUUUGCAGUACUGAUGCAAAUUGAAGACAGAGUCUGUAGUGGCUGCUCUAUACAGAUAAAAUGUAAUGUUAUACAAUCUUCCAGUGCUUCACCUGAUACUGUUAGUAUCUCACUUAGUUUGAGCAUGAAUCAGAGUUUUGAUAAAUAGACUGCAAGACCAAAAUUGCAACAAUACUGUCCUGCGGGAAUAUGUUUCAUCAAGGCGUCUGUGUUUGGAGUACCCAAAAUACAGGACAGAGAAUUGUUUCAUACUUCUGUAUUGUAUGAAUCAAUAAUGUGACAGAAAUGUCAUAAAAUAUGCAGUCUUGAAGUGAAAUGUUUUUUGGAGCCGAGACAAUUACAUCAUUUUGUUGUUUUUGUUAUGUUGGUGAUAUCAGGGCACUGAGACAGUUUUACUAAUGGAGUCCAGAAAUAGGCAUGAUUAUGUUGGAUAGCAGUGACAGUCACCAAGCCUAGGGUUUUUUCAGUGGAAUGUACUUUUUGUUGUGGAGGCCAGAAAGUCUUUUGUGCUCUUGAUUCUCUUGGUUCCACUGAGUCCACAGUGACAGCGGUGUACACGCAGUGCACAUCAAGCACACGCUUCUGUCGCACUGAAGCAUCGGAUGAUUUCUACACAAGUGCCCAAUGUUAUUCACAAGCUAGCUAGCUAACUAACCAAAAUGCUACCAUAACAACAGGCUGUGCUACGCCUGUGUGCGUCGAUUGCUUCCGUAGCUGAAACCGUUGCAGAUGCCUUAGAAAAUAAUUCCCUUCCAGCAGAUGCAGUGCUGCCCACUAACAAAACCGGCUUAUUACGGACAAUGAACAUGGAGCUCUCUUUAGCUUCUCCUUGCUCAUUUCUCACUGUAUUCUUGUUAAAGCCAGACUAUGUAACUUUUACUGAACAGCAGCUACUCCAGCUAAAAAUUGACGGUAUUAUGCUAAUGCUGGUAUUAGAUAAAUGCUACACUAAGCUACCGUUAGCUUUCAGCUGUACAGUUUACUAUUUAGCUAAAAUGCUAAGUAAUUGGAACACUCCCAAGUGGAGACGAGUCGUGUAGUCAGCAAACUGACUCAGUAAUGUGUAUUAUAGAGCCAUAUUUACUUUAAGUUUGCUCAGAUUAACCAUAAACCACAUAAGUAAGGCUGUGGCAGCAAAAAACCCCUUUGUGUACUGAAUUGAGCAAGGGUGUGUAUUAUUGCUUAUGAAUUCAAUGUUUCAAUUGCAAGAGGAAGAAAGUUUCUGAAAGUUACAUAGUCUUGCUUUAAAGUUUGGAGUGUCAAGAACUGCAACUGGAUCACUAAUUGUAAAGCACAAAUAUAGAGCCCUGCUCCAUCUGAAUGGGUUUUGUGAACUGAGUGUCUGAGAAAAACUAAAUAGUCAUGUAAAAUGUGAAUGUCUUUAAAGCUUAUGGACAUACAGUGUAGAUCAUAUUUUUAUUAAAUACCAUGUUGUUCCUUCCAGUAUUAAAAAAAAUGUCAAUUCUGCAACAAAAAAUAUCUAAACCUAUAAUUAGAGAAAAUGUUGGAGUAUUGUCUUAUCUAAAGUACUCCAAAAACAUAUUUUUCUACAAACUUUCAUUGUACGUGCCUGAAAUGUAAAUUCCAAAGUUUCUGCUCAAGUCCUGGCCUAAAAAAAUCUUUAUUUGAAAUUUGAAUUAGACUCCAACCAUGUGACUAUAAAGCACUUUUAAAUCAGCAGUCUGUGGUACACAAUCAAGAUGGUCAGUGUUGUCACUUACUUGUAACCAGUGGCUCUCAAAUAACAAUAACAGGAUAAAAACCAAUGAACAAUGAGUUUUUCAUCAUUUGUCCCAUAGUUUGUCAAGGACCUGGUAUCGAAAAUGAAUCUUUGAUAAUGUCAAGAUAUUCUUUUUAAAGCAAGUUUGAUUUUGUGUCGGGUAUUUAUUCAUGAUAUAUGUUGUUCCAUAACUAUCUUCUGCUGAUCCCUUAGACAAAUAUAUGAUAGCGUCUGUAGUUUUCUGUGGCAGUGCUGUCGCAUGGUUACUGACCAGGUCCCCUGCAAGAAUAAACUCAUCACAGUUGUACUGUACCUUUAUCAAAUGAUGAGUAUAGGCCUUACCUUCUAUGGCUUACAAAGAACUAAAGGGAGAGUUUGGACAUGAUGAAGAGAACUCCCUUUGUUUGUGUUUAAUGACGCAUGAAAAAUCGGCGCGUGUAAGUUGUGCUCUUUAUAUGGUAUUGAGAUACUGUGCAAGUGUAGAUUUAAUUAAAAAAAAGGGGUUGUGUUAGUGAGUUUGUGUAGUCUUAAAAUGAGGCUGCUGGGAUGCUGAGUAACCCAGCAGUUUUUGCUGAUU